AUGCGCACAGUUCUGGAAGUCAUGCAAUACAACCUCACGAUUCAAGUUCUUAAGCUUUUUUAUCUGACCCAUUUAGACGUCAACGAAUGUCUUACUGGAGAAGCUAGAUGUGAGCAGAAAUGUAUUAAUAUUCCUGGAUCAUAUCAGUGCAUUUGCGAUCGAGGAUACACUGUCGCCGCUGAUGGACGAACAUGUGUUGACAUCGACGAGUGUCAACUGUGGGCUGGAGCAGAUAUCGACGAGUGCGCACUUGGCGAAUGUCAGGGACAUGAACGAAUUUGUGUCAACACUCUUGGUCAGUUCAAAUGUCACGAGAUCAAAUGCCCGGAGAACUACGUUCACGACAGUAACUACAAAAAUCGUUGCAACCGUCUUCGUUCGGUUUGUGGUGGUUUGACUGAAGCUGCAUGUAAAGCUCGCUAUCCCGUGCACAUCACUUGGCAGUAUAUCGCGAUUCCUAAAGGAAUCGCCAUCACAUCACAUCGUCCCACCAUCACGCUAUUCACCAUCAAGGGACCAGCUCACAACGACUCAAUCGUUCAGUUUGAGCUCAACCUCAAACGCGCUAUUCCGGAAGCACCAUCUGUGUUGCUGGCGAUUCGCCAGAAUUUCCUCCUGCAGAAGGGGAAGGAUCGUAACUCCGCAGUGAUCGCCGUUCGAGACACGCUGGACGGACCGCAGACCAUCGAACUGGAGCUCAUUCUCAGGCUCACGAAGAAAUCGCAAUUUACCGGAAAAUACAUAGCCAAUUUAAUUGUACAUGUAGCUCCUCACAAACGUCACUCUGGAGGUACCGUGCAGGAUGGCUAUUCGUGUUUGAAAGCUUGUAAACAAGAAGAUGUCGUCUGUCUCGGGAAUCACACGAAAGAGAUUUUGUACCAGUUCCGAGCCUUACCGUCCACAAAGCUUGUCGAAAAACCGAUAGAGGUGUCUGCGGAUCAGAAAACCUUUCAUAUGGAAAACGCCAUUCUCUGUCUCGUACUACCUGGACGACGUGGGGCAACGACAUUUCAGCAUUGA
Messenger RNA from Ostertagia ostertagi, 1020 nucleotides. The record is from the annotation of a GenBank genome assembly. Lineage: Eukaryota; Metazoa; Nematoda; Chromadorea; Rhabditida; Trichostrongylidae.